This is a messenger RNA of Suillus fuscotomentosus, 720 nucleotides long. RefSeq lists its product as uncharacterized. The record is from RefSeq and is a predicted model, not a curated record. The transcript is spliced from 5 exons. Lineage: Eukaryota; Fungi; Basidiomycota; Agaricomycetes; Boletales; Suillaceae. The coding region runs from base 1 to 720 and encodes 239 amino acids.
AUGACUCAAUCAACUGUCCCUCAAGCUGACACCUCUCCCUCCACCCCGCCCUUUGUACGCCUAUUGGUGCUUGCAUGGCUUCGUACUAUACUCACAUUGGUACCAAAAGAUGCCAUAUCCAAAUUACUUGCUAGUCUAUGGUUGACGCCUGGUCAGGCAAAGGCCCUUGUCAAUGUUAUUAUGACUCCAACUUUUGCUGAUGUGUCUUCUAAUAUGAAGGGUCCCAGUGAAACAUCCUUGAAGACGACUUCUAUUAUGGCUCCAACUGCUGAUGAUGCGUCUUCCAAUAUGAAGGGUCCUGGUGAACCAUCCUUGAAGACAACUGCCUCGUCCAAUGGUGGCCUCAAUUUGUCCGGUAUCCCUGCUGAAGACUAUGUGGCCGACCCAAAUACGUUGUCUGUCUAUGUGACCCUUGGCUCUUACAGUGACAAGUUGCCAAAAAUUACCGUAAUCGAGCAAUCACACGAGUUCUUCGCCAAAGUAGCAGAUGCCAUGGCUGACGAGUGCUUCCUCUACUUCUACCACGGCAUCUUGUAUAACAUGCCUGCGGCGGCCAAUCCUAGUGCCCCUUACUACUGCGUGAUGCGCGGUCGUUAUAUUGGAGUCUUCAAUGGCUGGGACAAUGUCGCACCAAAAGUUCAGGGUGUACCACGCACUAUUUUCUCCAAGGUUGACUCACUUGAAGCGGGUGAGGAGAAUUUGAGGAGAGCCAUUGAAUGA